AUGGUGGCUAUGUUGCCAUCUUUCCCAAGUGAGGCCAUUGCUCCUGGUUUUCCAUCUACACAUUCUCAAACGCCUCUCAACAGUGGUUCGUCUCUCCAUCUGAGUGAGCAGAGGAGAUCUAUGACUGCAAGAAGGAGAGCCAUACAGAGCCUAGCUACAAACCCCAACUAAUCAAAGUAGUGCUGAAUGAGAACAAACAAGAAUCUGAACAUGGCUCAGUGUUGGAGGGGCUCAAAGAGGAGAGGGGCAUUCUGACCAGAUAUCAAAUCAAACCAAAUCACAUUUUAUUUGUCACAUGCGCCGAAUACAACAGGUGUAGACCUUACAGUGAAAUGCUUUACUUACAAGCCCUUAACCAACAAUGCAGUUUUAAGAAGGAAAAAAAAAAGUGUUAAAGUAAAAAAUAGAUAAGUAAAAAAGUAUGAGGCACAGGAAGUGGGCGUUCUAGAAAAAGGGUGAGUGAGUGGGAGUAAGAGAGCAAAACAAUUCUACAUCUGCAUUAUGGCAUUUUUCUAAAACUUAAACUACAUUUCUCUGCCUGUCAGUUACCUGUCAGAUACUGUAGAAUAUGAAACACUUGAAUUUCAACUCUGUUUUCAGGCACUGCUGAAUGUGGCACGCCAUUCCUGCAGACAUGCCAUUAUUCUUGACUGUCAGAGAUAGGUGGGUUGUGUUGAUUUGCUGCAGGAGUGCAGCUUUUCCUUCGUUUGGCUGCUUACGAUAACACUUUUGAACCAUCUCAUCCACAUCUGACUGACACUACUGUGCUUUUUGCACUAUUCUUGGAAGGCGCAUGCCCUGUGCUUUCUUCUCCAUCUAUUUAUCUAUUUCGUGUCUCUUUCAGCCCUUCGUGUCAGUCUCCCAUCCAAGGGGGUCAGCCAUUGUGGUAUGGGAUGGGAGCAACUGUUGACAAAGAGCCAAAAUAAAUUUCACACAGCCAGACCACUUGUGAGGUUGUGGCCCUGGCAAAGUGUCAAGUUGUAG
Coregonus sp. 'balchen' is the source of this 984-nucleotide messenger RNA. Lineage: Eukaryota; Metazoa; Chordata; Actinopteri; Salmoniformes; Salmonidae. The record is from the annotation of a GenBank genome assembly.